Molecule: messenger RNA, 2901 nt
Organism: Colletotrichum scovillei
Lineage: Eukaryota; Fungi; Ascomycota; Sordariomycetes; Glomerellales; Glomerellaceae
Exons: 5
Coding region: 609-2432 (607 amino acids)
Source: RefSeq, a predicted model, not a curated record
AACACCACCACCACACACACACUCUUCACAGUACACACCCGAUUCCCACACCCAACUCUCUCACCCCCCAACCUGGAACCCGAACCUGGACCUGGACCUGGACCUGACCUUGCUUUCCCUUUGACCUGAUCAGUGUGUACGAAUACAGAGCGCACCUGCAGCAAGCGCACUGGGAACGACCUGACCUGAACCCCGCUUGGCAUUGAAAAUCGCGCCUGCCCCAGCUCGCUGACUUCCCAUUCAAUCGCUUCUCUCUCAGCUCGCCUUUUGAUCACCUUCUGCUUGCCAUUUCACCAAUCUCAUCCCUUUCGCCUCGGAUCGCGACUCGACCUUAUCCUCGAGCAUUCACAUUGUAGCCUCCGCCUUGAAUCGACUCACUACGCACUAUUACUUUCCGUUCGUCGUCUUCAGACCGAGUCAGCCGUGAAUCUCUUAACCAGAUCUCCGACGACACCGAUUUCCCGGGCAUUUCCGCCUCGCUCGUUUGUUGGUUAUCCCACCUGAAAGCUGGUGUUCAUUCCACUUCCCGAGCAGCCACCCACGAUUUAUUCACACCAGGUUGAUGGUUUCAAUGCCCUCAACCCGUUCGUUGAACAUGUGAGGGAAGCAUGUCUCUCGAACAGAUUCGAAAUGUCGUUCUGCUGUUCAGUAACCCUGUUUGGUCGGGCGCGAACACCGUCCCCUCGACUCUCAUCAAGAACAUCACCUCUCUGUCGAGCAAGGUAGCCUACCAGGACACCAUCACAGCAAACCUCACCACGCUGAGCACGACAAAUACCGAAACGCAGGAUGGCAUCAUCCGAGGUCUGCUAUACGUCCCCGAUCUCAGCGUCACAAACCCGUGUUUCGAGCAGCAGUACGACAUAAUCCCCCGAAAUGCCACUACACAGGCAGAACUUCCUCCUACCAACUAUAACCUAAUUGCCAUUGCGCCAUGGUUUAACGCGACCUGCACCAAGGCUUAUCUUGCAUCUGCACGCCUCGACCCCAUCCGCGCCUUCAUCUUUUACCGGCCCAACAAUUCGACCAACGAACCACAAGGCGCUGAUUCCCCGAUAUGGGAUCUUGAAGAUGGUGAUGCAUGGCGAACCCAGAACCGUUUUCCGAUUUUCGCCGUGCCAGGCGCCGAGGGCACCAAAUUCAUGAAGCAGCUCAGCUUGUAUUCUGGAAACAUCUCCGAGAUCCCAUAUGGGGAGGAAAUCCAGGAGAUCUACGACCCCCACGAUAAUGAUUACGUCCGCAUAUGGACAGAACUAACCAUCAAGGACCGUGACAGUGUCCCUGCUAUGUGGACAUGGAUUCUUACGGUCGUUGGCGUUGUGAUAUUCAUCAUCGCGUGUCUAUCACUCACGAUGCACCUAGUACAAAGAAGACGGAGAAUUUCACUACGAAGAAGGGUGCUGAGCGGCGAGGUUGAUCUGGAAGCGAUGGGAAUUAAACGAGUAACCGUACCCGUGGAUCACGUCAAGGGCUUCCCACUUUUCACCUACAGUUUCCAGCCGGAAAUGAUCAGCACACCUUCUACUACAAGGCCACCCAAGUCCGUGAGGUCACCGCGAAGCAUGCGGACUGACCAGCGAACAAUAUCAGAAUCCGCCGUCCCGAGAUCGAGGGCCCGAAGAGCCAGCGUCAACAGCUCAAAAAGCACCGUUGCCACGAACUAUCAGCCCCAGUGCCACAUUUGCUUGGAGAAUUACGUCGACCGGGACUCCGUCAUCCGCGAAUUGCCUUGUGGCCACAUCUUUCACCCCGAGUGUAUCGACGAGUUUCUAAGUCUCAACAGCUCACUGUGCCCAAUCUGUAAGAGGAAUAUGCUCCCACCGAACUACUGUCCCAAGAUCACCAAUGGCAUGGUACGCCGUGAGAGGGCCAUUCGACGAUUGAGGGAACGGGUAGUAUUUGACGAGUCAGACGACGAAGAGGGGGAGGUGAAAAGCAAGCGUUGGGGCAAGCGGCUAUUCGGCACGGACAAAGCGGCAUCAUCCCCGACAGAAACGCCCAUGACGCCCGUUCUGACUUCCAAGUCCCCGAAAACAGUGCAGGAGUCAGCAAAUGUCGAUACGCCGGUGGAUCUCGAAGCUGCACCCCUGUCCACUACACAACGUGCCCUCGAACCGACCCAAGAGGAGCAAGAAGAUUCGGACCAACCCUCGAGUCAAUCCGAAGGUCAAGACCCGCCACAUCCGCAACCCCAGCCGCCCAGACAAGCCGCUGUUCAUCAGAAUAAACGCCGGAAAGCAGGUGGACUGCGGCUCCAUAUGCCUGGAUCAGACUCGCAUCAGAACCAUCCACGGCCUGAAGGACGAAAGAGCCCGUCUCAGUUGGCAAGAGCGCGAAUGAGAGCGCUUGCUGGUACGCCCUUUGACGACCCAGAUGGUCGCAAUCCAGCGUGGAAACGUUAUGUCGUCAAGGUUUUCCCAGGAUUUUCAUGACAGUUGCAUGCACUGGAAGCAUGCCAUCAAAUUCGGAGUUGCAUGGUGUAAUGGCGUUUAGGAUCAGGCAGUAGGACUGCCUUUUGGAACUUUUGAGAGGCACACAAGGGAAUAACAUCACGAUGCAUAUCUACGACACUCCCUGGUACCUACCUCUGAGGGAGGGGUGAGGAGACUUUCAUUUCACAAUCACGACGAUAGACUCGGUGGGCCCAGAUUGGCCCUCGGAUUGCUACAUUUUGGCACGGAAUGUUACUCUUGGGCUGCUGUAAAGAGCCCAAGCUUUUGGACUGGAUAUACCCCAUCGGCACGGUUAAGCAUCAACGGCGAUUUGGAGGAGGGUAUGAAUUGAAAAAGUUACGUAGAAAUCAGUGAUGGCAGCUGUGCACUGCUCAGACUAGGUAGUCUUGUGUCGGCCAGACAGCAGGCAAUGAAAUCAAAACUUGAGACCUUUCACGGUCUAAGAGAU